AUGGUUGACUGUAAAGCGGUCAAGACACCUAUGGCCACUACAGUUAAACCAUCUGAUUCAGGAGGUGCUCUUAUGUUUGACCCUACUAAAUAUCGGUCUGUUGUUGGAGCUCUACAGUAUGUGACACUCACUCGGCCCGAUGUCAGUUUCUCAGUCAACAAGGUAUGUCAGUUUAUGCACGCUCCAACGGAGGAUCACUGGCAACUUGUUAAAAGAAUCCUUCGUUACCUUCGAAGCACUCAGUCCCAUGGCCUUCUCAUUGAGCGUUCACCUAUCCGCUCUCUUCAGGCUUUCUCCGAUGCUGAUUGGACAGGUGACAGUGCAGACCGCAAGUCCACAGGUGGAUUUGCUAUUGUCCUUGGGCUCAACUUGAUUUCUUGGACCUCCAGAAAACAAAGAACUGUGGCACGCUCUAGCAUAGAGGCCGAGUACAAGGCCCUGGCCGAUGCGUCGGUCUAA
Messenger RNA from Telopea speciosissima, 459 nucleotides. RefSeq lists its product as uncharacterized. The transcript has a single exon. Bases 1 to 459 code for a protein of 152 amino acids. NCBI's taxonomy places the organism in Eukaryota, Viridiplantae, Streptophyta, Magnoliopsida, Proteales, Proteaceae. The record is from RefSeq and is a predicted model, not a curated record.